Messenger RNA from Gossypium raimondii (Peruvian cotton), 1829 nucleotides. Its product is annotated as MLO-like protein 9. Bases 1 to 1551 code for a protein of 516 amino acids. Gene Ontology annotation, cellular component: membrane. The transcript is spliced from 15 exons. NCBI's taxonomy places the organism in Eukaryota, Viridiplantae, Streptophyta, Magnoliopsida, Malvales, Malvaceae. The record is from RefSeq and is a predicted model, not a curated record. Gene Ontology annotation, biological process: defense response.
AUGGCGGGAGGAGCAAGCCCCGGUGCGAGAGAGCUUGAUCAGACGCCCACCUGGGCUGUGGCUCUUGUUGUGGCUGUCAUCAUUAUGAUUUCAAUAGCUCUGGAAAAGGUUCUUCAUUCAGUUGGGGAGCUAUUUGAACAUAAAAAAAAGGAGGCUUUAUAUGAGGCUCUUCAAAAAGUUAAAGGCGAACUUAUGGUUUUGGGAUUUAUUUCUCUGCUUCUGACAUUCGGGCAGAGCUAUAUCUCCAAAAUCUGUAUUCCAGAGAGGCUUGCGGAUACAAUGUUAUUUUGCCCCAGAAAACAUCGCCAUUCCCAUCACGAUCAUCAAGAAAGCGGUGGUGGACAUCAUCGGAGACUGUUUUCAUAUGAUGAUGACGAUGACGAUGAUGUGCGUAGAUUUUUAGGAGGUGAUGGUGGCGGUCCAGCGUGCAAGCUUGGGCACGUGCCACUUAUAUCUGUGCAUGGAUUACAUCAGUUGCACAUUUUCAUCUUCUUUUUGGCAGUUUUUCAUGUGGCAUAUGGUGCCACGACAAUGAUGCUGGGAAGAUUAAAGACACGAGGCUGGAAGGAGUGGGAGCGGGAGUGUGUCAAUAGUGUUACUGAACUCAACAAUCCUUCAAGAUUUAGGCUCACUCAUGAGACAUCAUUUGUAAGAGACCACACCAGAGGAGCUUGGACAAAAACAAAAUUCUCCUUUUAUUUUGUAUGCAUGUGGCGACAAUUCUUCAGGUCUGUUCGCAAGGCCGAUUAUUGUACAAUGCGUCACGGAUUCGUCAGUGUUCAUUUAACACCUGGAAGUAAGUUUGACUUUCAAAAAUAUAUCAAAAAAUCAUUAGAGGAUGACUUCAAGGUGGUCGUCGGAAUUACUCCGGCAUUGUGGGCUUCAGCAGUCAUCUUUCUCCUUAUGGAUGUCCAUGGCUGGUAUGUUAUGUCUUUCAUAUCCAUGAUUCCUUUAGUGGUAACUUUAGCAGUUGGAACCAAGCUUCAAGCUAUUAUAGCACGAAUGGCACUUGAAAUAGUAGAAAAACACGCUGUUAUACAAGGGAUGCCUCUCGUGCAAGUCUCUGACCAGCAUUUUUGGUUUGCUUGGCCUCCGUUAGUCCUUCAUCUUAUCCACUUUGUGUUGUUUCAGAAUGCAUUCGAGAUCACAUAUUUCUUUUGGAUAUGGUACGAGUUCGGCCUAAGGUCAUGCUUUCAUCAGGAUUUUACACUUAUUACUAUAAGAGUUUGUCUUGGGGUAGUAGUCCAGUUCAUUUGCAGCUACAUCACACUUCCACUCUAUGCGCUUGUUACUCAGAUGGGAUCAACCAUGAAGAGGUCAAUCUUUGAUGAACAAACUUCCAAAGCCCUAAAGCAGUGGCAUAAGAAGGCUGCCCAGAAGAAAGCUGAAGCCCCUCCUCGUUCAAAAAUACCGGGGGGUGAUUCCUCUGACAAUACUGGAAGACAUGAUGGUGAUUCCGAUCAUCAGGAUGUCACCGUUGAAGCGCAGCCUAAUCGGACCCAAAGCAACAACAAUAACAACGAUAAUGUUGACCUUCUAACUGGACCAUGAUCAUGAUGUGAAACACAACAGGGGCCUCAUAUAGGAACUCGAUUUUAAGCAAGGAAUUUUAAUACUCGACAAGCUUUAGGCCACAACAACUACCUCCUAGAUUAGAGAUGGAUGCGAUGCAACUCAAACUGCCUUUUUUUUUUCUUUAAUUCAAUUAAUUGAUUAAUUUGAUUGUAACUACUGUAACUAAUGGGUGCGUGCAGCUAGCUUGUUCUAAUGUCAUACCCUUCAUCGUUUCUACAUGUAAUAUUGUUAUGCAACUCAAUUAAUUACUUUCU